AACGAUGUCGACAAGUUCGACCGUGCCCAUAUGGAAGGGGACGGGCGCAUCAUUCGUCAACACCUGCCCCCUGUGCAAGAUGGCAGCAUCGCGUGCUGCGACGUUUGCUCGCACAUGGCUCAUGGACCCAUCUACCUACCCCAUCUUGGGCAUCAUGGCGUGCGCUCUGUCUGGUGCAACAUUCACGAUCGUGCGAUACUCGACUCGCCACCCCGACGUCCAUUUCGACAAAGACCGGCGGCAAGACAUGUUCACGUACGCGCCAGUGGAAGGAACGCAAUGGCGAGCACAUCGUCUUGCCAUUGCUCACGGCAAACCAAACCCGAUCACGGACUCGUUCGACUCGUCCACCACCACCAGUACAGGCGAUGUUUAAGUUACAUGCGUUCACGUUGCAAUGCUAUUGCAGUAUGCACACUUCGCUUUUCGUUUGGUUGGCGGGG
Messenger RNA from Aphanomyces invadans, 443 nucleotides. RefSeq lists its product as hypothetical. Bases 5 to 376 code for a protein of 123 amino acids. The record is from RefSeq and is a predicted model, not a curated record. NCBI's taxonomy places the organism in Eukaryota, Oomycota, Saprolegniomycetes, Saprolegniales, Verrucalvaceae. The transcript has a single exon.